This is a messenger RNA of Kwoniella shivajii, 1083 nucleotides long. RefSeq lists its product as uncharacterized. The record is from RefSeq and is a predicted model, not a curated record. The coding region runs from base 1 to 1083 and encodes 360 amino acids. The transcript is spliced from 7 exons. Gene Ontology annotation, molecular function: oxidoreductase activity, acting on NAD(P)H. Lineage: Eukaryota; Fungi; Basidiomycota; Tremellomycetes; Tremellales; Cryptococcaceae.
AUGUCAAACGAAAUUCCACAAACCAUGAAAGCUCUUGUCCAGCAAGACAAAGAAAAUUGGAUUGCAGUACAAGAGAUCCCUGUUCCCAAAUUAGAUGAAAACGAAGUCCUCGUCAAAGUGGAGUAUAUUGCUCAAAACCCAACAGAUUGGAAACAUGCCGCUUUCGUUUCCGUCCCUGGUGUGAUCAAUGGUUGUGAUUAUGCAGGAACCGUUGUCCAACUCGGAGAGAAUCUGAAAAUAGCUUUGAAAGUCGGUGAUAAGGUUGCUGGAUCCACUCAUGGUGGUAUUUAUAAAGAUAAAGGAGCUUUUGCUGAAUAUUCAAGAAUUGAAAGUAACAUGACAUUCAAAAUCCCUGAUUCACUGAAAGAGGAUGAAGCUUCCACAUUUGGCAUUGGCUGGGGAACUGCUUGUCAAGCUUUAAUCCAAAGUCAAGGUCACAGCUGGCCUCCUGAGAAAGUGUCAGAGGGUUCUUGGUACAUCGUCUACGGAGCUUCUUCUUCCGUCGGUCUUUUUGCCAUUCAAUUAGCAAAAGCCAUCGGCUACAAGGUCUUGGCAGUCUGCUCACCACACUCAUAUGACCUCGUCAAGUCAUACGGUGCAGAUGAAACAGUAGACUACCACGACAAAGAUGCAGCAGUAACCAAAGCUAAGGAAAUAACUGGUGGAGGUGUACCUUAUGCUUUGGACACUAUCUCUGAAGGUGAAAGCUGGAAGAUUACAGCCGCUUUAAUGGGAAACAAAGGUAAACAACUCAAUAUGCUCUUACCAGGACCAGGAGAAGAAGAUCAAAAGAAAUAUGGUCCUGGAAUCAAAUUCACCAGAACUUUACUGUACACUGCAUUCGGUCGAGAGUUCAACUUCUCUCCCCGAGCUGAGAAGCCAACUAUGAUUCCUGGCAGUUCAGAUGAUCGAAAAUUCGGUGAAGAGUGGUAUGCCAAAACUGCCGAGAUGAUCGCCAAGUUCAACAUCAAACCUAAUCCUAUCAGUUUGAGAAAAGGUGGAUUAAACGAUGUCUCGGCUGGUUUCCAGGAAAUGAAAGAAGGAAAAGUAUCUGGAACCAAGAUCGUUUACAAGGUCGCGUAA